This is a messenger RNA of Fusarium pseudograminearum CS3096, 297 nucleotides long. RefSeq lists its product as uncharacterized. The coding region runs from base 1 to 297 and encodes 98 amino acids. The record is from RefSeq and is a predicted model, not a curated record. Lineage: Eukaryota; Fungi; Ascomycota; Sordariomycetes; Hypocreales; Nectriaceae. The transcript is spliced from 2 exons.
AUGGCUGUCACUAGUGCUAUUAACGACCUCUUCGCCUCCAUCUACGAGCUUCUCGCUUCGGUCUUCAACACCGUCUACGCCAUCAUUCAUUCUAUCUUUUCGGCGGUUCUGGGCUUUGUUCAGGGGCUUUUCAACCUUAUUGGUGAUGUCGUCUCUGGGCUUGUGGACGUCACUGGUGGUGUUGGCAAGUUUGUAGCCAGCAAUGCUGCUAUUCUGGCUGUCGGUGCUCUGGGUGCUUUUGCGUAUGUGAGAUACACUGCGCAGGGAAAACAGAUUGCGAACAAGAAGACUCAGUAG